UUCUUCCCGGCUCCUCCUCUGUGCUGCUUCUCCCUCCACCGUCCCAAACCACAGGAAAAAAAACAAAAAAACUUUCCAGACUUCCUGAAAAAAAAAACCCUCUGGUUUGCGAGGUUCGCUGGGGAAACCUAUGGCGGAGGACAAGGAGAUAUGAACCGUGAAGUAUGGUCCCGAUGAGCGAGCUGACGGACGCACCUCUGACCCCGCUGGCUGCCCCAGAACAACUUCCCUGCAAAGAGUCCCGGGGGAAAAGCUUGACGUCUUCUGAGGGGAACAAUGAAGAGGAGAGGAGGCAGAGGAGGCGUGGACGCACACCUACAGACCUCCAGCUCCUGCUGGACCCAGAGUCAGAACCCUCAGAGAGCAGGAAGAAACCAGCUGGCCUCAGCAGACAGAAAGCCGCCGAGCCGCUUUCACCAAUGCUGUGUCUGAGCGAUGUUGAAACCAAGAUUGACAGGAAGAAAUCCCAGACCAACCAGUUAUCAAAGACGAACGCUCAGUACCACAAGUUAUUCAAGGUAGUCUCCAAAGAUGAACUGCUCAAACAGAGCUACACCUGCGCCCUGCAGAGAGACAUGUUAUAUCAGGGCAAAAUGUUCGUCUCGCAAAACUGGAUCUGUUUCCACUCCAAAGUCUUUGGCAAAGCAAUCAAGAUUUCCAUUCCAGCGACUUCUGUGAAAAUAAUUAAAAAAACUAAAACGGCAUUGUUGGUGCCCAACGCCCUUGUGAUUGAAACUACAGAAAUGGACCACGUCUUUGUAUCAUUUCUCUCCCGAAACAACACCUUUAAAUGUCUGAAAUCCAUCUGCCCUCAUUUGGAGGUGGAUAAGAUUAGUAGCAGCCCUGUAGCCUCCUCCUGUGAAAACAGCUUCAGAGCUAGCUGCCCCACGUCGCUUCCUCUGGACUUUUCUGGAGACUUCUCUGACCUGGAUGGAGUUGUGCAGCACAGACGGCAGGACAUGAUGGAGAGCAGCAGCUCUGGGUCCCAGACUCCAGAUUAUGACAAAAUAAGCGACUUCAGCAGCCUCCCAGACCCAUUUCUAAGUGCAACGAAGACCAGAGAGGUUUCGGUCCAUGCAGACAUUCACCUCCAGAGUCCAAGCCAGAAGCACGGAGCCAUCCUGAAGAACGGCCAAAGCAAGCCACCACAUGGUCUUCCACCAAAAGACACGUCCUCACAGCCAAAGUCCUUACACGUCAUCCUCUUCAUCUAUCUGUUUUUAGUCAGCCUUCUUGUCUUGUCCUCCUGUUACAUGGCCUUCAAGAUUGUAGCUCUUGAGCACCGGUUGAACUCCUUGUUGUCGAUGGGAGAACUCAUACAUAAUGAAACCUUAUGGCAGAAAUCCUGGGAGCCAAAGGUCGCAGAUCGAAGUGAACGCUGAGAUAUACGGGGAGCUCUCUACUAACCUGUUCAAGUUAGACAAGAUUCAAAGAAACCUCAGGAAGCUCCUGGAUGAGACUUAAAAGAGGACUUGUGUCGACGUCUCAGUCCAGAAGGAGGCUUGGCUGUUAAUUAGAGAGGCAGCGGGAGCCGUGCGGAGCGGCAGCGAGCACAUUUGGUGGCUCUGUUGCCAAAGCCUGGAUAGCUCCUACUGAGAGUUCUGUCUAAAAAGCUGUAUGAACAUUUGCUGUGCAAUAAUAGCCUCACUCUA
Fundulus heteroclitus (mummichog) is the source of this 1652-nucleotide messenger RNA. Its product is annotated as GRAM domain-containing protein 2B. The coding region runs from base 165 to 1382 and encodes 405 amino acids. Lineage: Eukaryota; Metazoa; Chordata; Actinopteri; Cyprinodontiformes; Fundulidae. The record is from RefSeq and is a predicted model, not a curated record. The transcript is spliced from 14 exons.